UCAGAGUAACAUUCACACACAGCAGUCAGCAGUGCUCUUAAGGACUUUUAAAGUGUGUUACAGUAUUAGUAUAACAGCAGUAUUAUAGCGAUUAUUCCAGAUAUUGUUCAAAAUGAGUGUUUGUGCGCUGCUGUUGAUGUCGCUGUGCGCAUGCGCAGAGUUUGCCGAAGCCUGCAGCUGUUCUCCUACACAUCCCCAGCAAGCUUAUUGCAACGCAGAUAUCGUUAUCAGAGCUAAAGUAGUGGGACAUAAGGAGGUGGUUACUGGCAAUGACAUCAAUGGUAAUCCCGUCAAGAUGAUCUUAUAUGAUAUCAAACAGACAAAGAUGUUUAAGGGACCCGAUGGGGAAAUUGACACUAUCAUCACAGGCCCGUCCGCAGCUCUAUGUGGCGUUCACCUUGACAGCAAUGACAAAGAAUACCUGAUCACAGGUAAUCUGGAUUCAAACGGCACAUUGCGUGUUAAUCUCUGUGACUACAUUGAAUCUUGGGAGUCACUGAGUUUGACUCAGAAGAAGAGUUUGGGACAGCGCUACCAGAUGGGCUGUGAGUGUAAGAUUAUUCCAUGUUCUGUCAUUCCCUGCUCCAUCACUGAUGCUGCUGAGUGUCUGUGGACUGAUUGGGUGGUGGAGGGAACUGUUCAAGGGCCUCAGGCUCAGUAUUACACCUGCAUUAAAAGACAUGACGGCAGCUGCUCCUGGUACCGUGGACCCGCCCCACCUAAACCACAGUUCCUGAACGUGGAGGAUCCUCAAUAUAGCUCCCAACAUCACUGAUUCAGAAAGCACUCAUGACACAGUUAAUUGCUUGAAAUAUAUUCCAGUCAUAUAAGUGUUGUGUCUGAAGAAUGUGUUCUGUUGUUUUCAUCAUUUUGCACAGUUCAAGACCCGAAAGGUUGAUCAGGACAAAGACAGCUCCUUUAACCAGGAAUGUCUGAAUUGUGUGCAAAAACAGUGUCAUAUGUACAUACAGUAGAACUAUAAUACAAGAUCUGGCAAUAAUUGUAUAAUGUACAUGAUUUUGCUCUGAAUGGGUCAAGAAAACAAAUAUUCGAAUAAUAUCCUAAAGAAGCGACUUAUGUUUUGCUUUUUUUGUUUUCUGUAUAGCCACUCUGCUAUAGAGUAAAUUGUGAAGUGCGCUAUAUAAAUAAUCUUAUAUUGAAAAUAUGCUGUGGGUUCUUCUUAAUUGCUGCAUUUUUUCUUUCUUAAAAUAAAGGAAUGCUGUAUUUUUUUCUUUAAAUUUGUGUAGUUUUCCUGUGUUAAAACUAUUUUAAAAUAGUUUGAGAUUUGCAAAAUUGGCUGUUAAUUACUCGUAUUAUUGUAACUGUUUUAUGAAUAAAAGAGCAGAAACAUUC
Messenger RNA from Triplophysa rosa, 1353 nucleotides. It is a transcript of the gene timp2b, whose product is annotated as TIMP metallopeptidase inhibitor 2b. Gene Ontology annotation, biological process: negative regulation of membrane protein ectodomain proteolysis; negative regulation of endopeptidase activity. The record is from RefSeq and is a predicted model, not a curated record. Lineage: Eukaryota; Metazoa; Chordata; Actinopteri; Cypriniformes; Nemacheilidae. Gene Ontology annotation, cellular component: extracellular matrix. Gene Ontology annotation, molecular function: metalloendopeptidase inhibitor activity; protease binding.